Mizuhopecten yessoensis (Yesso scallop) is the source of this 2452-nucleotide messenger RNA. Its product is annotated as SUMO-conjugating enzyme UBC9-B. Gene Ontology annotation, cellular component: nucleus. The record is from RefSeq and is a predicted model, not a curated record. Gene Ontology annotation, molecular function: SUMO conjugating enzyme activity. The transcript is spliced from 7 exons. Gene Ontology annotation, biological process: protein sumoylation. Lineage: Eukaryota; Metazoa; Mollusca; Bivalvia; Pectinida; Pectinidae. The coding region runs from base 119 to 601 and encodes 160 amino acids.
UUCACUUCUGCAAAACAUUUUACAAAAUUCAAGGUAGUCACGUGAUUUACGCAAUCAAAGAAUAAAACGAGGACUGGAGGGAAACUCUAUAUAGAAAGGAUCAUACAUAUGCUGCACAAUGUCCGGAAUUGCUCUAGCUCGAUUAUCUGAAGAAAGGAAAGCUUGGCGAAAAGAUCAUCCAUUUGGCUUUGUGGCCAGACCCACGAAGAAUCCUGACGGAACACUCAAUCUCCUGAAUUGGGAAUGUGCGAUUCCAGGGAAAAGAACGACAGCGUGGGAAGCUGGUCAGUUUAAGCUGAGACUGUUAUUCAAAGAGGAUUAUCCAAGUUCUCCACCUAAGUGUAAAUUUGAACCACCAUUAUUCCACCCCAAUGUUUACCCAUCAGGAACAGUGUGUUUAUCAUUACUUGACGAGGAGAAAGACUGGAGACCUGCUGUCACAAUAAGACAGAUUCUACUUGGCAUUCAAGAACUUUUAACUGAACCAAACAUCAAGGACCCUGCUCAAGCGGAAGCAUACACAGUUUACUGUCAAAACAGAGCUGAAUACGACAAACGCAUUCGAGAACAGGCAGCAAAAUUCAAGGACACGGCAUUGUGAAUCCCGGAAACAUAACUGAGAUAUUGAUUCUUAUUUAUGGACAUUCAAUAGAAUGAAGACGCACUGAAAUUUUACCUUUGUAACUGUAUUGGUUAUUGUAAAUGCUACCGUCUGUAUUACAUGCGUAAAAAUGUCUCCUGCCAAAUGGUUGUAAUGUAAGCACAUUAUUCAGUAAGAUGUUUUUGUGUACAGAAAAAAUGUUAAUGUUGAUGUGACAUUACACAAGUUGAUACAAUGAGGAUUUGUACUAAACAUUAAAGUUACUUUGUCUGUCGGAUUCACUUGUAUCAAUAUUUAUAAGGAUUAGUAUACAUUAAAACUUCAUGCUUUUGGAGGAGAUAGGGGGAGGGGGGGUCUGUAGAUAGUAAGUAUUUCUGUGUUCAUUAUUUGGAGCUGAUCAUUUUCAGUCCCAUGACAAACAUAUAUAUUUCAAGUUUAAAAAUAAGAUAUAUAAAGUAAAUCUCUACAGUAAGAAUAUUUUGGAUAAAAUAAAAAUCUACUGAACAUUUGUGAAAUCAAGAGAUGUUUAUAGGUUAGUCCUAAAAUAUUUUGUAUUCCAGAAAAAGAAAUAGGCUUCAUACUUAAAAAAGUAAUUUUAACAGUCCCUGCAAGCAGAAUUUGAUAUUUAAUUUGAGUUCUUACUGUUUAUGUGAAGUUGAAAAAAGUAAAUUUAGAUUAUAUUGUGGCGAAAACACUAGGCCAAUUACAUUUAUUGCAUUCCAAACGUCUUGAAAUAUCGAAGGAACUAGUCUUGACAGGAUUGGCAAAGACUUUCUGGGCUUGCAGAAAUAGGUCUGCCAGGCUUUAUUCUGAAGAAUGUUACAUUCAAAAGAAAACAAAACAGUCAUUCUUCAAAAAGAGAAAAGACCCCUGUAUGUUGUACAGCAGAGAUCACUGAAUUAGACACAAUAGCCUCCGACUGUGUGUAGCAACUUAUUUCUUUGCAUUUUCAGCAUGGAAUUAUUCAGCAUUUUGUGUAUACAUGUAGAUUAGACAACAGGGAAGAAAGUCUCUUAAUCUACUUUAAGGGUACAAUAGGGAAAUACAUGCCUGAUGUGGAUUAUUCAGUCAUAUUCACAAGUAAUGGUACUGUAGACUCGUCCGAUAUAGCAGAAAGAUUUUUCGUUGCAGGCGUUGUUCUGUGAAUGUGUUCAUGGAAAUGUAUAUGUAUGUGAUGUUAUUGUUGCUCUGAGGUUGACAUGUUCGUGACAGUUAAAUUUGAGGCGUGUCUUAAAUCCACAAAAGGAAACUCAAAAUUGAAGUCACUUACAGAGGUAAUCAAAAUCAAUAUGCACAGAUAUAGAGCUCUUUGACACGCAACUACUUUUUAAGCUGUACAUCACAUACACACAUAACAGUACAUUGUCUCUAUUGCACAUUUAAUUCUUUAGAUCUAUAAAACAAGAAAAUAUGUUCUUUUGUGAGAAUUCUACUGUACAUACACCCAGCAUUCAAUUAGAAGGUGCUAAACCAGAAAUAUGUUAAUUACAUUGUACCAAUGUAUGUAUGUCAUAAUUGGACAAUGUUGUCCUCAUUGUGCAUUUCUUUUCAGAAAAUUGGACAUUGUUUAGUUUAAUACAGCAUAAUUGAAUAUUAAUGAGAAUAGCAAUGGGAAAAUAAAUUAUUUCAAAUUAUAACAUUUUGUAGUUAUUAAACAGUUGACCAUCAUAAAGAGCCUGUCUCCAUUAAAACUGUACAGCAUCAUCUAUCUGGAAGAGGGGCAUGAUCUUAAGGGGUAGAGGUUUCAAAGGAAUGGUAUUUAAUGGGGUGUUUUUUUCUAUCAGUCAUGUUCAUUUCAUAUGUCGAUGAACAAAAUACAAUUUUGUUAAUAAAACAUACCAUUUCCAAAUU